AUGAGACCGACCAGUUACGACGAUACUACAAUAAUCCGGUCAAGCAGUGAUGGAUUAGACCAUGAUGGUAACAGGAAUAGGAAAGAUGACAGGACGGAGAUCGAGAACGUGCAGAAGGUCAGGCCUCGGAGCAACUGGAUGUUCUGCCUCUUUUUCAGGUCUCCACGUGGCAAAUCAAAGACUGCAGGAACUCAGCCAGUUACACUUGAGAAAGGCAUCUUUGUGGAUGAUGAUGAGAUUUUUGAUACAGGCGGGCAAUCAAAGUUUGUUCUCAAGAACCUUCAGCAUUACACAGUCCAUCCAAAUCUGGCCCAGUACUAUGAACCUUUGAAGCCCACCAAGCUGCAGAAGUUCAUGGCUCGCAACAGGAAAAUCUUAAGCUUCAUGUUUAAAGUCACAGAGUAUGAUCGGGAUAAGACCUUACUGAUAAUGACCAACAACCCACUUCCCUGCCCAAUGGCCCAGGAAGGAAAGGACAUCACACCAAAAUACUUUUCCAAGGAGUUACUUCUCAAGGUAAUGGAAAGUUAUCAGCAUAAACCCUCUAAGAAAUCCCGCCUACCCCUGAAGCCUCAGAAAAAACAGUUAAGAUGUGAACUGAAAUCAGUGUUCCCUGUGACAGUGUUGGAAGGCAGCACAUCCAAGCGAGAACAGUGGUUUAGGUUUUCCACCAAUAAUGAUUUCAAGAGUGAAGGGAAAUAUUCAACAGACUACAUUUUGAGGAAACAGAAAAAUAUGUAUCCUCUGCUCACCUUUGCACCGGUCUUUAAAAGAGAUUUGAAGAUAGAUGUCUCUAAGAAGUCGGAAAGGGACACGCCGACUUGCAAGAUGAACUGGGAACCACUAACCCUUUCAUCGCUCAUGAAAGAGAAGCCCACCAGAACCGCGCCAGGGGAGAGCGCCUUCCGCAAUGGAAGGGCCCAGCAGUGGAUUAUGAAAAAUGCCACUGUCGUUAAAGUAAAAACAAACCCUUCGGGCCUCUCGCCUCGGUCUCCAGAGACUGAGGGGCUUGCAGAAGUCGCCAUCCGAGGAGUGUCAACCAAAUAAAAUCGCAUUCAGCCCGCUCCGGGCAUGGGCUGCCGGGUCGCUG
Messenger RNA from Pteropus alecto (black flying fox), 1090 nucleotides. It is a transcript of the gene TSGA13, whose product is annotated as testis specific 13. The transcript is spliced from 7 exons. Lineage: Eukaryota; Metazoa; Chordata; Mammalia; Chiroptera; Pteropodidae. The coding region runs from base 1 to 1047 and encodes 348 amino acids. The record is from RefSeq and is a predicted model, not a curated record.